Molecule: messenger RNA, 1293 nt
Organism: Lates calcarifer (barramundi perch)
Lineage: Eukaryota; Metazoa; Chordata; Actinopteri; Centropomidae
Biological process (GO): response to bacterium
Source: RefSeq, a predicted model, not a curated record
CCUGAUAUAGGAAAGAACAGUUGAUGAAGGCAAAGAUCAUCAACAAUUACACUGCACAGACCUAUACAAACUGAUUCCUGAAUCACUUCUGAUAAAACAUUUCCUACAUUAUCUAAAACAUUAUCACACAGGAUUUUAACUUUGUAUUGUUCUCACUGCAGCUGUUAUUUUACACCCAUUUUCCUGAGAGCUUUUACAUUGUCAGUCUGAGCAGCUGGACCAACCAAAGAACAGCCCGCCUCUUUACGCUGACACCACUCUUACUAGAACAGCAGUUCAGUCACUAACAUUGAAGUGGUGCAGUCGUACUGUUCACGCAACAAUGAACUUUACUUUGAUAACAGCUUUACUCUGUACCUUCAGCUGGAUCUCUGUCUCAGUUUCUGAGUUUCACACUGUGGAGGUACAGCCUGGUGAAGAGGUCACUCUGCUGUGUACUAACUUUACAACUCAUCCCACUCACAUAUUCUGGUUCAGACUGAGCAACGAGCCCAACGCCAGCUCUAUCUGCUACAUGUCCAACUCUAAUGGCAAUGUUUCUUAUUUUGAUGGAUUUCAAAAUGGAAAAUUUAACAUGACAUCCAACAGCACUACUCUCUUUCUCAACAUCAAACCAGUGGAUUUAUCUGACACUGGACUUUAUUUCUGUGGAUUUCCCUCAAAUGGAAACUCAGUAAUUUCCAGUGCAACAUAUUUAAAGGUUCAAGAAAAGUCUGAUGAACUAGCAGAUCUGACGAGUGUGAUCCUGGGUGGUCUGAUUAUUUUCCUCUUUAUAAUCAUCAUUGUUCUGGUUUUCAAAAUCAGGAAACUUCAUACAGCACAUAAAGAGGGACACAAUCCACAACACAGUGAGACUCAGCUGUGUGAGAGGAGUCAUUUACAGAAUCUGGGCUCUGAUGAUCUGAACUAUGCAGCGCUGAGUUUCCUUCCAAAAGCCAAAAGGAGCAGAAGGCCUCCAUCAGAGAGAGAGCUGGAGCCAAAUGUUGUGUACGCUGCCACCAGAUAGACUCAGGAAACAACUGGAACAGCAGCUCAGAGUGGAACUGAUGCUUUGUCAUAUCAAUCUGCUUUUGGGGUUUUGUACAGUUGAUGGAUAGGAGGAUUUAUCAUCAAUGUCAAAAUAUUUGUAAUAAAGAUUUUGUGUCCGACCAAAUUGUUCAACCUCUGCAAGAAUUUUAAUUCUUACUUUAAGUAAGCCAAAGUCUCAUCUCAUUCUACAUCUGCAUCUGAGGGAAAAAGAAUAUGACUGAUGUGAGGAGCCAGUAGAGACACUGACGACUGUUCAGCGUUGAU